AUGUGGGACAAAAGGGACACAAGGUCGUCGAUACCGGAUUCUGUGGAUGCGAAGCUUGGGAAGGGGAAGAGGAAGAAGACGAGGAAGAAAAAGGAGAGAAAGAAGAAGAAGAAGAGAAAGAAGAAGAAGAAGAAGAAGAAGAGAAAGAAGAAGAAGGGAAAGAGGGAUAGCGACACAAAAACUGAACUGUAUGGCUGGCCAUUGCUGAGGGGUUAUAGAACUGCUGCUAAGGAUAUAAGGUGCAAUGCCACCAUAUUUUGACUGGCGUGAGAUAUAGCAAGAAAGGCAGGUUUCGAAUUGAAAUGGACAUGAAAGCUAUGAGGUGAGAAAGGCAAGGUUGUGGGAUAGAGCGACUUCGAGACCAAUGGCAACAAAUCCUGGAGGUGGAAAUACAAGAGAUACAAGCAAACAAUAUCAGCAAACCUGAGCUACGAUAUGGUUUAUUAUUUCGAACGGAAAACGAAUUGCACAGCAUAAUUGUCUUGUAAGUGAGUGUUGAGGUUCUCAUGUCCUUCUUUCCGUGCUUACUCAUCCAACUUAGGACCGCCCUUGGCAUGAGUGUGGCCAACUACACCACCUUCAGAUCCACAGUUGAC
Messenger RNA from Pseudogymnoascus destructans, 596 nucleotides. RefSeq lists its product as uncharacterized. The record is from RefSeq and is a predicted model, not a curated record. The transcript has 2 exons. Lineage: Eukaryota; Fungi; Ascomycota; Leotiomycetes; Thelebolales; Thelebolaceae. The coding region runs from base 1 to 261 and encodes 86 amino acids.